Messenger RNA from Penicillium oxalicum, 954 nucleotides. RefSeq lists its product as uncharacterized. Bases 1 to 954 code for a protein of 317 amino acids. Lineage: Eukaryota; Fungi; Ascomycota; Eurotiomycetes; Eurotiales; Aspergillaceae. Gene Ontology annotation, molecular function: arylformamidase activity. The record is from RefSeq and is a predicted model, not a curated record. The transcript is spliced from 2 exons.
AUGUCAUUUUGCAAACCGGACUUCGGGUCUUUACCUCUUCGCAAGGAUGGUCCACCUGGAAAUGCGUGGGGGCUAUUUGGAGAGCACGACGAGCUCGGCAUGCUCAAUCUGCUCACCCCGGAAACUACCAAGGCUGCGGCAAAGGAGAUUGUGGAAGGAGUGCGAGUCUCUACAGAUUGGCCCCUGGCCAGCAUGGCCGUGCCGUGCUUCGGACGUCGGGCGUUUGAGCAUACACUCGUGAACAAAGCUCCCCGACCGGUCAAUGAUGAUAUGGUGACCUUCAAUACUCAAAGCAGUUCGCAGUGGGAUGGGUUCCGUCAUUUUGGGUAUAGCGAUGGUUCUGGAUUCUUCAAUGGCUGCACACAGGCAGAGAUUGAAAACUCGACGCGAAAUGGAGUACACGUUUGGGUCGACAACGGUGGUAUUGUCGGACGCGGCGUGCUCCUCGACUACAGAGGCUGGGCAGAGGCACAUGGCCACGAUGUACACUUUUUUCAAACUCAGUCGAUUCCCGCUUCUGUUCUUCAAGAAGUGGCUCGUAGUCAAGGGAUCACCUUCCGGCCAGGCGACAUUCUCUUCAUUCGGACUGGGUGGACGCAGGCUUACGGGAAACUUUCGCCAGGAGAAUGUCAACAGCUGGCAGACCACAAAAUGCCGCCCGUGAUCGGCGUCGAGUCCUCGAAAGAGACACUGCAGUGGAUCUGGGAAAAUCACUUCGCCGCCGUCGCGGGCGACAUGCCCAGCUUUGAAGCUUGGCCGCCCCAGAGCUCUGCUUUCUUUUUACAUGAAUGGUUGCUGGCAGGCUGGGGGAUGCCCAUUGGAGAACUUUUUGAUCUUGAACGACUGAGUCAAGAAUGUCACCGACGACAGCGUUGGACUUUUUUCUUCAGCAGCGUGCCCUUGAAGGUGCCUGGUGGCGUGGCCAGUCCCCCGAAUGGUGUGGCCAUCUUCUGA